Molecule: messenger RNA, 4347 nt
Organism: Carassius auratus (goldfish)
Lineage: Eukaryota; Metazoa; Chordata; Actinopteri; Cypriniformes; Cyprinidae
Product: E3 ubiquitin-protein ligase TRIM8-like
Exons: 6
Coding region: 1256-2947 (563 amino acids)
Source: RefSeq, a predicted model, not a curated record
GAGUGUGAAGCCGUGUGUGUAUUGAAACUCUCUUUUUCUGUCCCUGCAUUCCAACCCUCAUCAAAGCCUGAACGAGAGAAGAGGAGAAAACCAUAAAUAAUACCAUGGUGAGAUCGGCCCGUUCUGAGGAUCGACCCAUGGAUGCACGCUCUCAGCAAUCGGCCUCGAUAGGACUCGGAAGGAACGAAGAAACGCACGCCUGUGAUCCACUUUUGAUUUCUUUUAAGCACUAAAGCGGAGAGGCUUGAUGGGAGCCAAACAGAGACGGUUUCUUUUUCAUUUUUAAAGAGGGACGCAAGAUGGCAGAUGACAGACUCCAAUUGUGAGAAUCACUCCGUUUCGCUUUAAAAUCUGAAAGACUUUCUGUUCAUUUUGGAGGUGUAAAUUAUCGGAAUAAGACUUAAUUUUUUCCUCGCCUGAAGAGAUAUCAAAGUAAAGGCACUCGGCAGUCCAGUUUCUCUAGACUUGGUUACAUACCAGUGUAUGUUCUCUCUAUGUUCCUUUGUUAUAAUGAGGGAUGCGCUGAGUCUACACAUAUGUGUAAGAAUUGACCGAUUGGUCUAGUUAAGAUCGUUGUUUUCUAUGAAAUUCAAAUAUAUAACGCCGCGGGGAUGUGCGAUAUGAAUAUUUUAAUGUAAAGUGUACCGCACGUCUGUAUGGAGAUCUAGCAGAACCAUUAUAAUCCUCUUUGGGAAUAAAAUCCAUGUCAGUGUGAUGCUAUGUCAACAUAGCAGCGGACAGAAACAACAAAAGCCUUGUCGUGAGAAUAAUAAUUUACUUUCAACAGCUUUUAUUAGUCUCUCACUAGAAGCUGUUCUCGAAAAACAGCCUGUCAACGUGUUUUUAACCUAGUAUAGAGGAGCUGUCAGCAGACUGGAUUAUUCAUAGUCGUCGUACAUAACUAGUGGGCGCAGGAAUUGGCCAUACAUGUAACGUUAGAAUAUGAACUAGCGUGUUGGCAUUUAAAGUCACAAGACAGAAUAAGUCCACUUUAGUGCUGUGGUAACAAAAUUCUCGCCGCCGCCUACAGUUGACACGAACGAACGAAGAAGUGGGUGGUGUAAUGAUGUUGCCUUGAGCUAAAGUGUGCUCAAAGUGUAUUUUCCUAGAGUAUUCGUACUCUCAUUGGCACAAAGUUGAGGUCUGUGGGAUAAAACAAGGUCCUUGUGGUUCCCUUCCCACACCACCCAUUUCAGGUAUCGAAAAAGUAAGACCUAUUUUAUGCAGUUUUUACCUUGACUUGUGAGCAUUAAAGAUGGCUGAGAACUGGAAGAACUGUCUGGAAGAGGAGCUCAUAUGCCCUAUUUGUUUGAACGUGUUCUCGGAGCCGGUUCAGCUCCCUUGCAAACACAACUUCUGCCGCAUGUGUAUCAACGAGGCCUGGUCUAAAGAUACAGGAAUGGUCCGGUGUCCCGAAUGCAACCAUGCCUACAGCCAAAAACCAGCUCUGGAGAAGAACCACAAACUGUCCAACAUUGUGGAGAAGUUUAACGCGUUAAACGUUGAGAAGACGCCAGCAGUUUUGCACUGCAUUCUGUGUCGACGCGGCCCUCCGCUUCAAGCCCAGAAGGUUUGCCUCAGGUGCAAUGCGCCCUGCUGCCAUUCCCACGUACAGACCCAUCUCCAACAACCUUCUUCCAAUGCUGGACACUUACUGGUGGACACUGAGGAUGUGCGGGCCUGGAGCUGUCCACAGCACGACGAGUACAGACUAUACCAUUGUGAAACCGAGCAUGUGGCCGUCUGCCAGUACUGCUGCUUCUCCAGAUGUGCUACCAACCACGGCCACGCGGUGUGCGAUAUAGAAGUCAGACGUAAUGAUAUCAGACAAAUGCUGAUUAAACAGCAGGAUCGAAUCGAGGACCGGGUUCAGGACAUAGAAGAGCAGCUCUACAAACUAGAAUCUGACAAAUGUCUCAUGGAAGACAAAGUGCAGCACCUGAAGGAGGAGGUGCAGCUGCAGUAUCAGAAAAUGCAGCAGCUCUUGGAGGAGGAUCUGGGGAAGACCCUGGAGGUCCUGGAUAAAGCCCAUUCCAAGUUCUGCCAGGAAAACUCGGCGCAGGCCCUGCAGCUUCACCAGAAACAGCAAGAGGCUAAGAAACUGCUCAGCUCCAUCCAGAUGGUUUUCGAUAAGGCAGAGGACAUCGGUUUUAUGAAGAACACAAAAUCUGUGAAAAUACUAAUGGACAGGUCUCAGUCGUAUGUGGGCAGCACAUUGUCAUCGUACAAAGUGGGCAGCCUCAACUCCAAACUCUUUCUGUCUGAAAUCUCUAAAAGAGAGAAGAACCUCUGCAAGAUGCUGGAAGCUCCGUUCAGCGCUCCAGCAAACUUUUUCCAGAGUAUUCCGGCGUACCUUUGCGAGAAGCGCAGACACUCAGUGGCGUUCCCCGAAGGCAGCGGCAGCAGCCGAGCUGGCGCUAGCUUCAUGGACUCAUCCUCAUCAGGCCCUGCGGCUGCCAAGCAGCCGUGCCUGAGUCUCACUCAGGGCUCUGCCCCAGGCGAAGGUCAGUCCUCCCAGCAUGCUCUAGGGCCGUGUGGCUCCACCCAACACGUAGGAAGCAGCAGCUCAGCCUCCGGCUCUCAACCCUUACCGCACUCUGCCUCGGUGUUCCCGCACUCCCAUUACCCAAACGGCAGCUCCUCCCAGCUGCCCCAGUAUGGAGCGCGGAAGAUCCUGAUGUGCACGGUUGAUAACUGUUACUGCUCAGGGGUGCCCUCCGUGUCCAACCACCGCGGACAUCCACCCUACCCUCGAUCCAGCUCUUUCCCCUGGCCAGUGAGCUCGCAGGAGUACUCCCACGCCCCUCUGCCCUCGGCCCCGGCCAUGUCCCAGUCUCUCCAGAGCCUGUCCAUGCGUGACUGGAUCGACGCCUCUCAGUCGCACAGGCACACUGACUUCUACAGCCUCUACGGCCAGUCUUCCACCAAGCAUUACGUCACCAGUUAACCCCUGCUCCAGUGACUGCUGCCAGUCACCAGAUGGGGCAUCCUUUUCCACUGAGAGAUGUCUUAAAGAGAUGCAUGUGGGGCAUUUUUAUACGCAGACCUCAUCAAUCAUUUAGAAUGAACUGCUGAAGUCCGAGAGCAGCGAAAAAGAAAGUUAAUAUCACAAAGUCAAGCAUAGCUUUGCACAUUAUUUAGGCACUAAUGGUGUUGUGAUUAUGUACGAUGAACGCAAGUUUCUCUUCUAAAAAAAUAACACUUGAUGCUUGCAAGAGAUGCAGAAAUGGAGGAUGUUGUCAUUUGUUGAAUCAUCAAUAAUGUUGCACUUUCUUUGUAAGACCCAAAUUUCGCAAUUACCGUUGACUCAUAAGGCGAAACGAUGGAAGUCAGCAGUAAAACCAUUAAGUUGGCUCUUAAUGAAACUUAAGAUGAUUUACUGUUGAGAGAAUUGAAGCCCACGAUGUUUUAUUAACUUCACAUGGUUGUCGUUUGUUAGAACACCCAUGUGCAGUCUGUAUAGUUUCCCAGCCUUCCAUAUUUCAACUUUCAUUUGGUUUAAAUUGGAGUCUGUGGUCAUUUUAUUUGUCACAAAUAGCACAAGCACAUGUUAAUUUGAACCGUUUUUAACCAACCCGGAAACUGGAACAGCACAGCAUUGUCAUCGCCGCCAUUGUUCGCCAUUUCGCUUGACCUUCCCUACUGAUUGCAGCUUUUUAAUGGAAAUGCCCUUCACCUCGGUUCGCAGUCCUCUCCUUAGGCUUCCAAAUUAACAGAGAAAGCACCUCCACCCACAGCCUUCAAUCUGGUCCCCAUCCAGACAGUGCUGUGUCUCUCUCACACCCUUCAAAGCCACAGAAACACCCCCCUGUACAUCCUGUAUGUUAAAUGCAGGAUGCAUUGGUUUCGCAUUCUUUCGUUUACCCGUGGCCUCUCAUUAUAUCUGACUCUUCAGCGGCUUCAGCGCAAAAAUGUCAGCCGAAGACGAAACGGCCUGUGUUCAGAGGGUCAUGGUGCACUUGAUGCCUCCGCAUUUACUGUCAAUGCUGUAAUUGUUCUUCCUCGUGUUUCAUGCCGUUUCCGGCUCCAAGCAACGGAGCCUCUGGCUUCCUGUUUGUUACUGAGUGCAUGUGGAAAAGAGUUUAUGAGCACUCGUAGAAAAAUAAUAAAACUGCUAGCAGUAAUAAAAUUACUUUUGAAACAGGGAUUACGUUUUUUUUGGUUUCUUUUUUUUAUUUAGUUUUUUUAGAUCUACUUAAGAGAAACUGACCAAUGAGCGUUAUGAAACUAACUGAAUUCUUGGGAUAAAAUGGAGGGAUUUUCUGUUGUAAAUAUUUUGUGAAAUGAAAAAGAAAGACUUGUAAUUUGGAAAGAUCCUUGUUCAAAUAAAUGCUAAUUUCAAGUUUA